Hippoglossus stenolepis (Pacific halibut) is the source of this 3893-nucleotide messenger RNA. It is a transcript of the gene abhd8a, whose product is annotated as abhydrolase domain containing 8a. The record is from RefSeq and is a predicted model, not a curated record. Bases 385 to 1803 code for a protein of 472 amino acids. Gene Ontology annotation, molecular function: catalytic activity. The transcript is spliced from 5 exons. Lineage: Eukaryota; Metazoa; Chordata; Actinopteri; Pleuronectiformes; Pleuronectidae.
AGAGAGACCGCUGUGUGUGCUGCGGAUACAAGGGCAGCAGGGUAGGGCUCGGCCUGGAUGCGCAGUGGAUGCUUGGGGAGGACAACAUAACAGUGUGUGUGUUGUUGUUUUUUUCCCUUGAAACGUAAUGGGUGUCUCAUUGAAAUGCAUGUGGCACAUUUUUAAGGGAGCAUGCGCCAUUGCCAGCAAUGCAAACCCCUGUGAUCGCAGUGCGAUGAGGCCAAUAAGAAACGUUGACUGUUUUGCAGCAGCAUCUCCAGCGUAGACAAAUUGUUGCACCAACUGCAACGAUUCUCUCAUGUCAACGUCGUCGGCCCUGGACUUGAUUCGUUUGCUGCAUAUUUCUAAUCACCUGAAUCACCAAUAAUUCUGCAGGGGAGCGCCAUGCUGACCAGCAUCACUGAGGGGAUCCUCUGCUGCCUGACUGGGAAGGCUGCCAGUCUGGUCUUGCCCCUGGAGUCGUCAGAACCCUCCGAUGGGUUUGAGUUUGUGGAGGUGAAACCUGGAAGAGUCCUGCGAGUGCGGCACAUCGUCCCUGAGCGUCAGCCCAUAGUAACGGAAGACCAAGUUGCAGACAAAGAGAAAACGGACGGUAACCGCGAUGAUAUUCGCUCUCCUCACUGUAAUGAGAGCAACACUGGCAGCAGUGUCCACUGCAAGAGGAAGAUCACUGUCUACCGCAACGGCCAGUUGGUGAUUGAGAAUCUCGGUGACGUUUUGCACUCUGAGAUCCUGCAGUGUCAGGAUGGGGAUCUGGAGCCAUGCAGCACUGUGGAGGUGGAGCUGGCAGACUACAAAGAAAUAGCCUCCUCUCCAGACCCCAAACCUGUUCCUCCUCAAGUUCCUCCGCCUCCCGGGGAACAGAAGCCUGCUCCACCUCCUCGCCGCCGCCGUCGCAAGCCAAAGCGCACAGUGGUUAUAGACUCAAAUAGGGUGAUCGCGAGCUGCAAAGGGACGCACUCAGACGUAGCGUUGUUCUUUGUGCAUGGCGUGGGAGGCUCUCUGGACAUUUGGGGCAGCCAGCUGGACUUCUUCUCUCGGCUGGGCUAUGAGGUCAUUGCGCCCGAUCUGGCGGGGCACGGAGCCAGCACUGCCCCACAGAUUGCAGCAGCUUAUACUUUUUAUGCCCUGGCUGAGGAUCUACGUGCCAUCUUUAAGAGAUACGCUCGGAAACGCAACAUUCUCAUCGGCCACUCAUAUGGGGUGUCAUUUUGCACCUUCCUGGCCCAUGAAUAUCCCGAUUUAGUCCAUAAGGUGGUGAUGAUCAAUGGAGGAGGUCCCACAGCUCUGGAGCCCAGCCUCUGCUCCAUAUUCCAGCUGCCAUCCUGCGUCCUUCACUGUCUGUCACCCUGUCUGGCCUGGAGCUUCCUCAAAGCGGGAUUUGCUCGUCAGGGCACUAAAGAAAAGCAGCUGCUGAAGCAGGGCAAUGCCUUCAACGUGUCACCGUUCGUCCUGAGAGCCAUGAUGAGCGGCCAGUACUGGCCAGAGGGGGAUGAGGUCUACCAUGCUGAACUCACUGUUCCCAUCCUUCUGGUUCAUGGCAUGUGUGACAAGUUUGUGCCCAUGGAUGAGGAUCAGCGCAUGGCAGAGAUCCUCCUAUUUGCCUUCUUAAAAAUCAUUGAGGAAGGCAGUCACAUGGUCAUGAUGGAGUGUCCCGACACUGUCAACACUCUCCUCCAUGAGUUCUUCCUGUGGGAACCCGACAUGUCCAAGAAAGACAGCAGCAAGACAGACACGGAGAAGACAGUUGCUGCCAGUGACACUCUCCACACGCUGAAAAUCAACAAGUCGAUGGAUAAAUAACCAACAUGGACGUCUAGUUUAAUCAAGCAGAAGGCCUUUUUUGGCAUGUUGGCGAGUGUUCUUAAGGCUGCUGCCAGGCUGAGAGCUGUUAUAUACAGGGCCACAUCUUAAGGAUGUGGGCGGCCACUGGUGCUUCAAGAUAAAGCAGGACUUAGGGCGUGGUGCCAACAAGAGUACGAUGGGACAAACAUUAAGACGAGAGGAACAGAUGCAAAUACAAAGUCGGUGUCUGCUUUGCUUUUUGAUACAAGUCUGUGCUCCAUGACGUUACGUUUGCAAAAUGACACAAUAUCUGGAAAACAAAAGGACUAUGUCCACUUGUGAUGUGUGUUUGAAAUGUUUCUUGUGAAGAACUGACUAUGGCAAGAUGCAUAAGGCAUACAAUCCAUGAAAUGGUGUCUGAAGUUCCUCACCUUUAUCUUAAAUACUCUGUAAAGUACUGUAGAGCUUCUGUUCUGCCCUUGUUGAACGGAUUUUAUCUUAUCAUUGGGCCCAUCUUACAUCUGAUUUGAGUGAGAACCUGGCAAAUGUAUUGAAUUGAGGAAUUACAGAUGCCAGGAUGAUGGCUCACAAUAAGAUUAAACUGUUGACAAUAGUAAUUUAUUAUGAAAUACUAACUGGAGGGUAAAAGAAAAUAGAUGAUAACAUUAAUAUGCUGAUAUACGUGCAAAAUGCAAUUAACAAUUGCACCACAUUCAUACAUAAAUUACAUUAUUCCUGGAGGAGAAACAAAAACUCAAUGUUCACCUGCAAACCUUUUAACCAGCCCCUUUCACUGUCUGCACCAUCGUCAACAUGAAGACUCACAACUACCGCAAGUGUAAGGGAAAUUGACUCAUCUGAUCCAAACAACAGCACUUUACUUUCCAUAUAUUGAAUUUAUAUCAAAACUAAAUCCAGAAAGGAAUAUGUGUGGCUAAGCACAAUGUAAUCAAUUCAUACAUUCAUAGUUGCAUGGAAAUUAAAUAAUAUUCAACAGGAGAUGUGGACAGAUGUAAACAAACAUGGAUGCCUAAUAAUGGUUCUCCUCCUUAAUUCUAGCAGCCAUUUCUACAGAACUAUAUAAUAUCCUAAGGAUACAAAGUACUGAGGCCCUGCAUGAUUUCAGAGUAUGAAAAGGUACGAGGACGGACAGCUGCAGUAUAUUCUGAUAUUGAAAAAAGAAAUCCCAGUGCACUCCUCUCUAAUCAAAUGAGUGUUAUUCUAAGUGUGUAAGUAUUAUUUUUGCCUUUAUUCUGAAAUAACAGCAACUGCCAUAACAAACUGUGGUUGUAUUGACCGCUUUAUGCUGUUGUGUCUCGAAGCUGAUAAAUGCAAACCAUGUGUGUGUUCUCCUAUUACUCUGCAGUCCACCCUAUUUAUCUAAUAGUGUCAGACUGAACGAAUUAUGCUCACUGAAAGACAUUCAUUCAUGGGUGCUGCUUUGUCUCAUAGUGGGACAGUAAGGUGCGAGUAAAAGCACAGUGUAUUACGCUCCCCUGUUGCUCUUUAUCUGCUGACUGGAUAGUUUACACUGUUUGGAAUUGCAGAUGGUGCAAAGUGGUGGAUUUGAAACUGGGUCAUAUGAUGCUAAAAAAUCGAAUAUGAAUCAUGCAAAGGAGAAAGUCCCCUUCUGAAGAGGGACAUUUGCUCUGACCAUGCUGGUUGUAAUAUAUGCAUUUUGACAGAAUGCGGAUGCAACAUGAUUGCUCCUAUGCAAAUGGCACAAGGGGAAAUAGAAUGGAAAUAAACUGACCCGGCGCUGACACUUCUAAAACAUUAUAUAUUCUCUACAGAAACCAACAAAUGCUGCUGAUGCAAAGUACUGUAUGUUUUCUUUGGUGUGAUUGAUCAGUAAAACUGUAUGGACUACAGGGUGCACAUCUACUUCCUCUUCUGCUAAAAGUGUGCAUAUACAAAUUGUCAGUGCUCAUAUGUGCUAUAUCUUUUUGUCGUUAAAAUGUGCUAAUGUUGUUGUUGCAUUUAUUCAUGGGGAUCAUAUUAUAUGCACUACCUGUGUAUAGAUGCAUAUAACAUUAUAUAUCCUGUGAAAACAGUUGGAGUCAGUGUAUGAAUGUGCCAUUCGAAAUAAAACAGAUGUUCACAGUCUA